Molecule: messenger RNA, 1722 nt
Organism: Chlorella variabilis
Lineage: Eukaryota; Viridiplantae; Chlorophyta; Trebouxiophyceae; Chlorellales; Chlorellaceae
Exons: 8
Coding region: 1-1722 (573 amino acids)
Biological process (GO): regulation of autophagy
Cellular component (GO): mitochondrial outer membrane; intracellular membrane-bounded organelle
Molecular function (GO): 2 iron, 2 sulfur cluster binding
Source: RefSeq, a predicted model, not a curated record
AUGGCGGGGCAGCAGCCCGCCCAGCCGCACCGACGACAGCAGUCGCUGCCGCGCAAGCUGGAGCAGCUGCAGCGGGAGGGGCGGUUCGGCGUCGUGCUGCUGGGCUUCACUCGCGACGGCAGCCACCUGAUCUCCUACACCACGCAGCCCGUGGCCGCCGCCGACGCCCAGGACGGCUACUGCCUGCAGCUGUGGCGGUUCCAGCCCGGGGCACGCUGCGCCAGGCUGUGGAGUGUGCCGCUGUUUCGGACGCAGCCGUACCUGGAUUCCCUGGCUGAGGAGGAGGAGUUUAUGGUGGCUGACGACAUGCUGCUCACCGUGGCAGAGGCGCCCGACGGUGGCCUGCUGUUGGUGCACGGGCGGUCUGCCGACCCCGCUGACGCCGCCAGCCGCGACCACCACCUCACCAACUACCUCUCCAUCCUGCCAGGGCCCCUGCACGCCGGCGCAGCCCAGCUGCAGGUGGCGCACCUGUCUUACCACACCACCUACCCGCACGCCCCCUUCAACCCGUACCAGUUCCUGUCUCCGCUGGAGGGCACAGCGCCGCAGCAGCCUGGCGGCGGCGGCAGUAGCCUGGCCAUCGCGCUGUACGCGGCAGACGGCGUGCGGCAUGUGCACGCGGCGGUCAUCCGGCGGGGGCCGCUGCUGCAGGUGGCGGCGGCGGCGGCGGCAGCAGCAGGGGGCCGGCACCAGGCACAGAGCGAGGAGGAUGUGGAGGAGGACGAUGGGGAGGACAACAGCAGCUCCAGCAGAUUCCCGUCCCCCGACCUCACACCCCGCAGCACGCCACCAAUGUCGCCCGCGGCGCAGCGCAUGCCGGCGGCGCACCCUGGGGCCGGCGCAUGGCCCUGGGGGCACCAGCAGCAGCAGCAGCAGCAGCGGCACCAAGUCCCUGCAACCAGCAGCAGCUGGCCGGCGCAGCGGCGCGCGUCUGCGUCGCCGCGCGGCUCCCCUUGGCCUCAGCACCGCCGCCGGCAGCAGCAGCAGGCGGUGAGCGCGCACGACGGCGGCAUGCAGUGCAGCAGCAGCAGCCUGGAGGCUCAGUACGCACUGGUGAGCUGCAGCCGCGCUGCUCCACUCAGCAGAGCAUGCAGCAGCGGCGCGUGCGGCCUCGGCGCCAGCGCCUGCGGGGCCUUGGCGGCGGUCAGCCUGGCGGCGGCGCCGCAGCUGCUCGAUUUGGAGAGCUGCAUUUAUGCCGCCCUGCAGCAGCAGGGGCUGCCGCCCGCUGCCCUGCUGGACUAUGCGGCGGCGCCGGUGCUGGGGUGCAGCUGGGGAGACCAGGAGGGCCUGCUGCUGCUGGCGGUGCUGCGGCUGGCGCGGCAGCCGGGCCCGCCCUCGCCGCACCAGCAGCGCCAGCACCCGCAGCCACCGCAGCACCGCUCGGCGUGCGUCCUGCUGCAUGCUGCGGCCGCCAGCGGGGCGGGCGCGGUUGUGGAGUGGCUGGAGCCGCCCUACCCUUGGCACCACGACCUCUCUGCCUUCCUGGUGCAGCAGACCGCGUUUGCGGCCUCCAGCGAGCAGAUCAAUCCCUCCAUCAAGAAGGAUGUGGACAAGGUGGUGGACUCGGUGAGCCCCAAGGACCUGGGAGGCAAGCCUCAGGUGGCCUACUGCCGCUGCUGGCGCUCCGCCACCUUCCCGCUCUGCAACGGCGCGCACGUGGCGCACAACAAGGCCACCGGCGACAAUGUGGGCCCGCUGCUGGUCAAGGCCAGCGACUGA